AUAAUGGGACUAUCUGCGGAAAGUGCAUUGUGCAUAUCUAUAAGAACCUAAACUAGGACUCAUUAGGAUCAAAUAGAAGUUCCUAGUAUGACUGAGUUCAUCAACUUAUGACAUUUACUAUAAUCUUUUCAUACAGGAAGGAGCUAUUGCGAGCCAUUGAUGUGAGGCUUGCUACAGUUCAACAGGACUUAAUGAUAGCUUGUUCUCGUGCAACAGCUGCCGGUUUCAAUCUAGACACAGUUGCAAAACUUCAAAUGUUUUCCGAUCAAUUUGGUGCACACCGAUUAAAUGAAGCAUGCUCCAAAUUUAUAUCAUUGUGCAAGAAAAGGCCAAACCUAAUCAACCAAUGGAAGGCAUGUGGAGCAGCAGAUGGACAUGCAGUAAGAUCCUCAUACGGCUCAGAUAUGUCCCUAGAUGAAGACCCAUCUACUCCAGAACAACAAUGCACUAUGAUGCAACCAAACCGCCAAGACUCGGGUACAAUGCAUCAGCAACCCCCUCCUCUCCUUGACCAGUCCAGUACUUCUGUUAAUCAACUCUUGAAACCCUCUUCUGCUGGCUUUCAUCAGCAACAGAGCAGUGGGGGGCCAAGCAUUGAGUCAGAAGAGAAGAGCAGUGAAAAGAAUGAUUUUGAUCAAACUGAGCAGACUCCUACUAGUAGGCAGAUAAGACGGCUAAGUGUGCAGGACCGCAUCAACAUGUUUGAGAACAAGCAGAAAGAGAAUUCAGGGGGUGGGGGGAAGCCAAUCGUGGGAAAAUCUGUGGAGCUUCGGAGGUUGCCAGUUGCACCAUCCAUAGUAGGGGAGAAGGCUAUCUCAAGGAGAUGGAGUGGUGCCAGUGACAUGAGCAUAGAUUUGAGCACUGAAAUGAAGGAUGUUGAGAGUCCUUUGUUCACCCCAUCUUCUGCUUAUGCUUCUAAGUCCAAGCAUGAGGACCAAGCAAAAUCAGGUUUUACUGAUAUGGAACAAAAAUUAGGUGACAUGGAGUUCCAAAGUGUGCCAGAUCAAGUUAGUGAUAUCAGAAUGAAUGAACAUGAAGACUUGAAGUUGUUUGUUCAAGAUUCUAAUGCCAGGGAAGAAUCAAAACAGUUAAGUGCUCCGUACAAGAAGAAAGAUAGUAGUCAAAAAACUAGUGAGAAGACCAAGUCACAUUUGAAUUCAACUAGAACAGGGAAAAGUUUGAAAGAGAGACCAGAAGCUCGAGGGCUGUUUGGAUCAUUACCUUGGGACAAAACCAGAAAAGUUGGUGUAGCUAUUCAAGGAAAUUCCACAGGUUGUCAGGGAAGUGAUGGAACUAUUGGGGCUAACAAGAGAGCAGUUCAUGAGUCUGCGAUCACUGCAUUGAACAGAAACUCUUUUCUGGAACAGUAUCAAACUUCUGCCAGCUUGGCUAGUAAAGAUAAUGCAACCCACCAUAUUGUGCAUCACAGAGGUGAGGAAGGCACACAAUUGGGGGAUCAAUUGAUGUCUAAAUCACAAUAUAAUGCUCCCCAAAACACUAAAGUGGACUUUGGGUCUCUGGAAAGUGGUUCCAUCUCAAGAGCUUUCUUGACCCCUCAAGCCAAAGGGGUUGAAGGAGGUUCUUCCUAUUCUGAAUCCAGAUUGCAGCCAUCAGUAGAAAUUGAGGAAGCUGAGAAGGAAAAGGUCGAUUUGGCUGAAAAUAAAAAUCUUAGUUCUGGAUCAAAAGUUAUUUCAGCAGGAUUUGCAAUUAUGAAUAAGAAGCAAGUUGUAGGGGUUGAUGUGAAAAAAAAAUCACAAGAUUGCAUAGAAGAAAUGAUUUCUGUUCCUCUAAAUCACAAGCAGUUUGUCUCUGCUGGAGUGGUAGCAGAGGAGGAAGGAUCUAUGUCACUUUUUACAACCCCUGUACAGCAAGUUCGAAAGAUACGACAGUCCAAAGGAAACCAGGAACUUAAUGAUGAGUUGCAGAACAAAGCAAAUGAGCUUGAAAAACUCUUUGCUGAACAUAAACAGCGUGCUCCUGGAGAUCAUUCAAAUCCUACCCGUAAAAGCAGGCUUACUGAAAUGCCAGCCCAGGAACAAGCAGGUUCAUUGUAUACCACUCAUGUAAGAACUGCUGCUUCUGUCCAGUUGCCAGACAAAUACAUGGUAACUGAUGCAACUGUGACUUCUUCAAGUUGCAUGGUUAAUCGUGAUAAUAGUGUCACUGAAGUGGGCGACAAUAAAGGGUGUACAGAUGUUUUAAACGAGAAUUUCUCUGAGUUCAGUGCUUUAGAAGGUUCUCGUGGAAAACUUUAUGUGACAUAUAUGCAGAUAAGAGAUGCAAAACUAAGGGAAGAAUGGAAUUCUAAGCGAGAUGAGAAGGAAGCCAAGCUAAAGGCUAUGCAGGAAAGCCUGGAAAAAACUAGAGAUAAUAUGAAAGCAAAGUUUUCAGGAUCAUCAUAUAAAGAUGAUUCUCUUCCUACUGCACAUAGACGUGCAGAUAGACUAAAGUCAUUUGAUACCAGGUCAAUUUUGAGGAGAGAGAAGCAACAAUUGGAUUUUGAUCAACAUGAAGAUGAAGUAACCGAAAUUUGCAACCAGGAAUGGUAUGGUGAACGAAGGUAUUCAAGUGAGAGAAGAGAAGCACUUUUUGAGGAUGAUGUUUCUAGAAGCAAUCAGACUCAGAAGCUUCUGCCUGCUACAGGUCCAUCCUCUUCUCCAUCUCGCCCAUCAGCAGCACCUGUUAUUAGGUCAGCUGCCAAAGCUACUACUAGCAAUCCUGGUCGGAGGAGAUCCCAAAUUGAAAAUCCUCUUGCACAGUCUGUCCCUAACUUCUCAGAUUUGAAAAAAGAGACUAGGGCUUCCACAACUGUUGGUAAAACAGCACGAUCUCAACUAAAAAACUAUGCUCGCAACAAACAUAUUAGUGAAGAGACCCCCAUUAAGGAGGAUUUAUCUUGCAGAUCACAAUUCCUAAGAAAAAGCACCUCAAAUCAGGGGGCGUUUGGUGAGGCAUCUGUUAUAGAUUGUGAAGAUGGCUCGACUUUUGAAAACGAUGAGAUGAUUGAUAAAGUAGGGAAUAAUGUGGCUUUCCACAAGGGUAAAAGUGAAAAUGCUAGAGUCGGUUUUCAGAAGCAGAGGAGAUUUAUAGGAUCUCAGAACAUGAACAGUGAUGGAAAUUACAAUGAUGCAGCAGUGCAUGAAUCAGACAGCCCAAUCGCCCUUGUAAAAGACAGAGAUGGCAUGUUUGAGAAUUCUGAGCAUAUCUCUAACUUAGGCAAUGUGGAUUCAAUAUUGACCCACGAAUUAGGGAAGUCUGCAGGUUUUGGAUCAGAGAAUGAUGGCAAUCGCCUGAGGUCUUUUUCUCACUUUGACCCACCGCUGGACUCAGCAGAACAAUUGCAAGAUAGGCAAAGCCCUGUUUCAUGGAACUCUUGUGUCCGCCAUCAAUUUUCCUAUUCUAACGAGAUGUCUGAUGUUGAAGCCUAUGUGGACUCAUCUCCAAUGGGAAGCCCUCCUUCAUGGAAUUCCCACUCACUAAAACAAACAGAAGCAUAUGCAGCUAGGAUGAGGAAAACGUGGGGAGCUGCACAGAAGCCCGUACUUGUUUCCGGUUCACAUAACCAGCCCCGCAAGGACAUGACUAAAGGAUUUAAGAGAUUGCUGAAAUUUGGAAGGAAACACCGUGGUGCAGAAAAUUUGGUUGACUGGAUUUCUGCCACUACUUCUGAAGGAGACGAUGACCCCGAAGAUGGACGGGAUCCUGCCAAUCGGACUUCGGAUGACAUUAGGAAGUCUAGAAUGGGCCAUUUGCAAGGGCAACCUUCUGAUGAUAAUAGCUUCAAUGAACAGGAAUCAUUUGCUGAGCAAUGUGAGUUAUGCCAUUUAUUUACCCCUAUAAUUCUUAAGUUCAAUCAAUCCGUGGCUCUAUACCGGCUCCUCCUGCUAACUUCAAACUUAGGGAUGACCAUUUGUCUGGGAGCUCAUCACUAAAAGCUCCAAGAUCUUUUUUUUCCUUGUCGUCUUUCCGGAAAUGACUCAAAGAUCAGAUAAGUGUACACCCAAAAGGAUGGGGAAUCAAUCACGGAUGGGAGG
This is a messenger RNA of Cuscuta campestris, 4034 nucleotides long. Lineage: Eukaryota; Viridiplantae; Streptophyta; Magnoliopsida; Solanales; Convolvulaceae. The record is from the annotation of a GenBank genome assembly.